Molecule: messenger RNA, 951 nt
Organism: Penicillium nucicola
Lineage: Eukaryota; Fungi; Ascomycota; Eurotiomycetes; Eurotiales; Aspergillaceae
Product: PhzF family phenazine biosynthesis protein
Exons: 1
Coding region: 1-951 (316 amino acids)
Biological process (GO): biosynthetic process
Cellular component (GO): cytoplasm
Molecular function (GO): isomerase activity
Source: RefSeq, a predicted model, not a curated record
AUGACACACCUCAACUUCGUCACGCUAGAUGUCUUCACAUCCUCCCCAUACAAGGGCAACCCACUGGCCGUAGUCUUCCUCCCGGAAGACCCAGCCCAAGCCUUGAACCAACGCCAAAAACAAAUCCUAGCAUCCGAAUUCAACCUCUCAGAAAGCAUCUUCGUGCACCCCGUGACCGAAAGCACGACAAGAACCAUCGACAUCUUCACGACAGACUGCGAGAUUCCCUUCGCAGGCCACCCGACCAUCGGCGCCGCAUCCUGGUUCCUCACCCACUCGCCCAACCCAGCCGAUGGACCCGGCGUCACCACUCUAACCACCAAAUCCGGCAACAUUCCCAUCUCUGUCCAGGAUGCCGCGAGCAAGUAUGUCGCUGCGCAGAUUGCGCAUAAUACGCACAUCCACAGUGCCCGGUUCCCUGUCCAGGAACUAUUGCGCUUGCAUCCUACUCUGGCGCCGUUCUUCCCCAAGGAUGAUGUGACGUUCCCCUUGUUUUCUGUUGUCAAGGGGAUGAGUCAGUUGUUUAUUGAGUUGGAGACUUUGGAGGCUUUGGCUGCUGUUACGCCUGCAACUGGGGGCGAGUUUGUUUCUUCUACUCGGUAUCUUGAUGAGGGGUGGCAGGUUGGGCUGGUUUGUGUGUAUUUCAUUGUUAGAGGGGUCUGGGAUGAUGUUCUUGGGAAGGAGGUUGUCAGGGCGAGAAUGAUGUUGGGCAAUUUGGAGGAUCCUGCUACUGGGAGCUCUGCUAGUGGAUUGGCUGCUUAUUUGAGUCUUACGGAGGGAAAGCCUGGACAGAAUCUGGAUUAUCAUGUUGUGCAGGGUGUUGAGAUGGGACGGAGGAGUGAUAUUGGUGUUGGGGUUUCUCUUGAUGCGGAGAAGAAGAUUGAGAAGGUUAUUCUGACUGGAACUGCUGUGAGUGUCUCCGAGGGCAAGGUGUUGGUUCCCCAGGCUUGA